CAUGUAUUCUGAAUAAACCAUAUAUGAAGACGACCAUGACAUUCCCCCACUUGGUACACUCAUCGACGACGACUACCCUCCUCCCAACCCAUUCGACUGUGAGGAUCAUGAGUGUCAAGAGUGUUUCCCGCAAUUCUUCCCUGCCACCACGAGCAUUGGCAAUACAACCGCUCAGCAGACAAUGUCCGCUUUGACUGAGGUCACUCGAGAAAAAACGGCGUCGCUCAAGGCUGCACUGGCUGCCCAUACCGACUUUACCACUACCAGAUGGCGCAAGAAAUCGCGUGACGAACGUUUCAGAUUCUUGGAGGAGAACAGUACUUUGUACCCCAAGAAGUGGGCUGCUAUUCAUCUGCUCAACGCUGUGAACUAUCCUCUUAGCGAAGAGGAGCAUGUAUACCAUACUGGACCGACGCCAGAUGUCUUCGCACACUGCCUACAGACCGGAGAAAGGAAAGCAGUCCGGAGAGUUCCGCACCCUAGGGAUCCUGAAGGCGUAGCGAAGAGGUUUCGAGACACUUGGUUUCUGCCGUACGUUGACCCCGUUUCAUCUGUGUCACAAUAGGGAGCAUGCUAUCAUGGAUCUCUCUAGAUACCUCGACUUAGAGAUGCUGUCCGAAGAUCCCUUGCUGCUUUUCGGACUACUAUAUCAUCGCACCUCAAACGAACCAGAGAAAUGGUUGUCAUUCGACUGUUGUAAUUUUGUUCUAGCUGAGUGCUUUGGACC
Molecule: messenger RNA, 727 nt
Organism: Aureobasidium subglaciale EXF-2481
Lineage: Eukaryota; Fungi; Ascomycota; Dothideomycetes; Dothideales; Saccotheciaceae
Exons: 1
Coding region: 182-565 (127 amino acids)
Source: RefSeq, a predicted model, not a curated record